Messenger RNA from Trichoderma asperellum CBS 433.97, 624 nucleotides. RefSeq lists its product as uncharacterized. Lineage: Eukaryota; Fungi; Ascomycota; Sordariomycetes; Hypocreales; Hypocreaceae. The record is from RefSeq and is a predicted model, not a curated record. Gene Ontology annotation, cellular component: post-mRNA release spliceosomal complex; U2-type spliceosomal complex.
AUGAAUUCGCACAACAGCCUUAGCGCCGCUGCAGAUGAGCGAAAAGCGCGUCUUGCAAAGCUCAAAAGCCUCAAAAGAAAACAGCCUACCGACGAGGUCGCCACUCCAGAAGGUGAUCGCGAUGCAUCGCAGCCAGAGGAGCCUGACGUUACGACACUACAUCUCUCUGGCCGAAACUAUGAUCCAGAGACAAGAGGCCCUAAACUUGGUUUUGAUGCGCCGCCGACUCUCGCCCUAGAAAAGCCUACAUUGGAAGAGCAAGCUGCAGAGGUGGAAGCCGAUGUUCGAGAACGAGCGGCCAAAGAGGCAGAAGACGACAAGGGCUUGGAUCUCUUCAAAUUGCAACCCAAGAAGCCGAAUUGGGAUCUGAAACGAAAUUUGGACCAAAAGAUGGAACUGCUGAACACGCGGACGGAUAAUGCAAUUGCAAAAUUGGUCAGAGAAAGAGUUAUGGGUGCGCAGAAGGCAGCCCAGAAGACUGCAGGUGUCGACAGUGGAAAUCUAGAUGGAGACGCUGCUGGGGUCGACGGCAUCGCUCUCGUCGAGGGACUUAGGGUCCGUGAACAAGAAGAGCAGGAAGAAGAACAGAGAGAACGUGAGGAGGAAGAGUCGAUGGGCUUAUAA